This is a messenger RNA of Dictyostelium purpureum, 2253 nucleotides long. RefSeq lists its product as uncharacterized. NCBI's taxonomy places the organism in Eukaryota, Evosea, Eumycetozoa, Dictyosteliales, Dictyosteliaceae. The transcript has 2 exons. The annotation marks the transcript as partial. The record is from RefSeq and is a predicted model, not a curated record.
AUGAAUAUACCAAUUACCGAGACACUCAAAAAUGAAGAGAAUAAUAUCAUAAAUAACAAUAAUAAUACAAACCCAAAUAAAUCAUUAGACAAAAGCACCAACGCUAGCAUUGAUAGCAUUAAUAAUAGUAAUAAUAGUAACAAUAAUAAAAAUAACAAUAGUAAUAAAAGUAAUGCUGAUAGUUAUGAUGAUGGGGAAACAGUAGUUGUGACAAUUAAUAACCAACCAAAUCAAUCAUUCAUAGACAGUUUUAUUGAAAAAGCUAAUAUUUCAGAAAUUCCAGCAAUUUCAUCACAAAAUAAUUCCACAAUUAAUAAAGAUGACAGCACAAUAAAUAAUAUAAGUUUAAAUAAUUCUUCAAUGAUAAAUACAAAUAAUGAUACAAAUAAUAGCAAAAUAAAUAAAAACAAUGAUAAUAAUAAAAAUAAAAAUUUAAUUUCAAAAAUUCUUUCUUCAAAUGAUGGAGGUGGUGACGAAGAGGAAGAGGGGGAAGAAGAAGAGGAAAUGACAGGUUACAACUAUCAGAAUGAAGCUAUAAAUGACGAGGAAGAAAGUGAUGUUAAUGAUGGUAGUGAGGAGUAUGAGGUUGAGGGCUAUGACGAUAAUGAAGAAGAGGAAGAACAGUAUGGCGAGGAAGAAGAAAAUAUGGAAUAUUACGAUAAUUCAGACGCAUAUAUAUUUCAAAUGAAUGAAAUUGAACAACAAUUAGAAAACGUUAGAAGCCAAUAUGAACACUUAGAGACUAUUUCAUCAAUGAUUUCAGAAAAACCAUCAGUUAUUUUAAGAAAUCAUGUUUAUGCAACAAGCGAAGUGGAUAGCAGCAGCCAACAAGAGUAUGAUGAUGCCGACGACGAUGAGCUGUACCAUUAUCAACAACAACAACAUCCACAGAAUAGUUAUGAUCAAUUUAAAGUUCAAUUCCACCAAAAACAACAACAACAGCAGCAAUUGUAUCAACAAUCAACUCAGUUACAGCAACCGCUUAGAUUUAAACAAAAAUUAGGUUAUGGAAAUGGCUCAAAUAGAAAUAAAUUACAUUAUUAUGAAAUUGAUGAGGAGGAGGAGGAGGAAGAUGACGAAGAGGAGGAAGAAGAAAGCCAACAAAAUAACCCUCGUCAAUAUCACAGUGAAGAAUUUUAUGAUGAAGAGGAUUUAACAGACCGUAUUAAUUGGUUACCCCAUGCUUCUGGUAUCAACAGCACCAUAAAUAAUAGUAGUAAUAGUAACAGUAAUAUAAAUAAUACUAAUAGUAGCAGCAGUCCAUUAAGACCAUUCUCUUCAAUAAGAAAGAAAAUGAUUGAUAAAUCGAAAAACUCACCAUUUGCUCUUGUUGGUUAUGAUUUAACUGAUGAGGAUGAAGAUCAAAGCUUUGCAACAUGGGAACAAAAUUUACCAAACAAAACUCAGCAGGUUGAUAAAAAUACCCCCUCAAAAAUUGUAUCACCAUCACCAUCACCAUCAUCUCAACAACAGUCAAUACAAACACCACAACAAUUAAAAGCACCACAAAGCAUUACACCCAGCAAAGAAAAUUUAGAAAAUUACAAAAGAAAUUCAAUUGGUGGUUAUAUUACAAAUUUAAUUACACCAAAUAAAAACAUUCAUAAUAAUGGAGGCUUUAAUAAUGAUUCAACACUUUCAGUUAGUAGAGAGAUUGAACAAUCUAUAGAGUCAUCAAUAUUAAAUAAUCCAGGUUAUGAUCAAAUUCCUUUCCCUCAUAACCACAAUAACCAUGAUCAACAUAUAGCACCACAUCAUUACAUACAUCAUAACCAUCCUCAUAAUCAUCCACAAAUGCAACCACAAUAUUCAAUUAAUAAUCAUCUUCAAUAUACACCAUUAAAAUCACCCUAUCAAGAUGUUCAACAAUAUGGUAGUUUUUUUGCAACAUCUUCACCAUCACCAUCUAUCAAUAAACACCAAGAAAGCCCAGAUGUUAAUAGUAAUGCGCUUCAUGCGCUUGAGGGAAAAAGAUUAUUGGCCCAGGUCAAUAAAUUUUUGGAUGGCUGUUCAAUUCAAGAUAUCACAUUUAUGAAUUUAAUUUUCAAACAAUUGGCAUCAAUUAAAUCUUCAGUAACUUGGGAAAAAACUUUAUAUUCUAUUCAUGAUUUACUUCAAAGUGAAAGAGUUGUACAAUUAUUACAAUUACAGAAAAAACUAGUAGAGCAACAACAUGAAUUACAACAAAGACACCAACAUCAACAAACUUAUCAACAACCAACACAACCACAACACUAUCAAUAUGGUCAACAG